This is a messenger RNA of Corticium candelabrum, 1723 nucleotides long. RefSeq lists its product as uncharacterized. The transcript has 3 exons. Gene Ontology annotation, biological process: regulation of apoptotic process. The record is from RefSeq and is a predicted model, not a curated record. NCBI's taxonomy places the organism in Eukaryota, Metazoa, Porifera, Homoscleromorpha, Homosclerophorida, Plakinidae. The coding region runs from base 78 to 887 and encodes 269 amino acids.
UGCGAACUGGGUUGGACCUACUGAUUUUGCGCACAAAAGUUACAUUUGGCUUACGGUGUGGUGUCUUGAGUUGCUUCAUGGCUUCAUCUGCUCGUUCUGCUUCUCAUGUUGAGACAGACGACGAUGUAUGGUGUGUUGUGAGAAGCAACUAUGUCUACCUAUCUGAUCGUCUCCGUUUCAACUCUCUCUUCCCCAAUCUUCUGUAUGAACGAGGAUUUCUGUCGAGAGGUGAUAUAGACGCUCUUCGCAGCGACUUUGUCACUCACGACGACAAGGUUCGUCGUCUACUCAUCGAUGUCUUGUCGACGAGACCGCCAGAAAUGUUUCCUGUUUUCUGCGACAUCCUCAAAACAGUCGGACAACCACACGUUGUAGAACAACUGACGACAACGGGGAAUACCCAGGGGAUACGAAGAGGCCCCCAAGUUGCUGCUACAGAUGUUGGAGAGAUGGAAAUGCUGAAAGAUCAGGUGGUACAGUUGGACAGAGAGGAGAGAAAGGUGACGGUGCAAUUGGAGAAGGAAAGAAAACGAGCGGAGGAUGAGAUGUGUACAGCAAGAGAAGAAAUCAGGAAAGCAAAAGAGGAAACAAGCCAAGCAAGACAAGAAACUGGACAAGCAAAUAUUGAAACAAAGAGAGAACGGCUGAAGAUUGUGGCACUUGAAUAUGAAAAGUCAAGGUGUCCUGCUAGUCAUCAUCAUCAGAUCAAUGACAGUCUGCCAUCAUGGACACAGUGGAAUGUACACAUGCCUCAUUACAGGUGGCCAUAUAAUAGAAUGGGAGAGAUUGAAGGCAGACUAGUGGUAGGAGGUUAUGAUGGUAAUCUGCAUGUUCUCACUUAUAAACAUGAUAAGUGGGACAUGUUGUCAGAAAGAAUGGUCACAUGAGGAAUGUAGUGUGUCAUGAAGGUGUGUGUCUGGUGUGUCUGUAUGAUGGAGAUAAACAUCAGUUUGUGAUUAAACGAUUUAAUUUGAAUGAAGACAACAAAUGGCGUUUCCUCACAGUUCUACCAAACGAACUGCAGUUGGAUGGUGUAUCUGUUGCUCUUCACGACAACUCACUGUAUGUGGUGGGUGGUAGGACCAAGUCAGGGGAGAAAGUGAACACAGUACAUGUGUGUGACCUUCAUAGCGGUAAUUUUUCUAAGAUGGAUGACAUGCAAACAAAACAUUGUGGCUGUUCUUCUGUUACUAUAAACAACACAGUGUUUGUAGGGGGAGGAUGGACUGAUGGAUCUUGCUUUAGUAAUAUUGUUGAGUGUGCGGAUGUUUGUGAUAGAAAAUGGAGAACAAUCCCCGCUACAACCACAUAUGACCCAUCACUGAUGUCAGUCAGUAACAGACUGGUGGGGACUGGAGGAAGGACACAACGGAGGAUUAUUUCUCAGUCUAAUAUUGUAGAAUUAUAUGAUGAGAGGUCUACCAAUUGGCUUCCUCUUCCACACAUGACACACAAACGGUGGGCACAUGCUGCAUUCUCAACUCAGAAUGGAGAACUCAUCACAGCAGGAGGAGAAUGGGAUGAAAGACUCAAUACCAUCAGUUCAAUAGAAAGUCUGAAAUGUCCAUAAUAUUUUGUGUUAACAAAUUACCUUAUUUUAGUUUGUGUGUAUUUGACAUUUGUUAUGUUUAUCCAACUGUAUGUUUAUGGUAAGAUACUUCGCAUAGUUGCAAGUGUAAGAGCAUCUAAUGAUACCAUAUUAUAUUAUUAUAUCACAUCAAGC